Messenger RNA from Hyaloscypha bicolor E, 1562 nucleotides. RefSeq lists its product as uncharacterized. The coding region runs from base 147 to 1562 and encodes 471 amino acids. The record is from RefSeq and is a predicted model, not a curated record. The transcript has 2 exons. Lineage: Eukaryota; Fungi; Ascomycota; Leotiomycetes; Helotiales; Hyaloscyphaceae.
CCUCCUCAACCCUUCGUCCUCCUCUUGUUCCUUGCCUCCCUGCACCACCACGCUCACCCUUUGCACAUCGUGCGCAAGCUCCCAUAAACCUUCAAAGACUUUUGCUGAAUGAGCUUUGCUAUCCAAACACCAAGCCGAUCGUAAACAUGCGCCUUUCUCUCCUUUUAGGAGUGAUCUUCGGUAUGUUUGCGCUGGCACUCGUUAUCCCCUGUCCACAAUCUGUCACGAAGGUUGUAAUCGAGACUCAAUCCAUCAUUGGGAGACAAAGCAAUGGCAAUGUUCCCGCAAGUCCCACCCAAACUAUUGACACAGUGGCGGCUGAGAUCAACUCUCUCCUCGCGCUUCUCACACUGCCUGCCGACGGUGCUUCACCAAUCUCUUCCCUUCCAGCGUCCGCCACAUCUGGCAAUGCCGGUUUUGAUGGCCUUAUGUUUAUGAAUGCCCUAUCGUCUUGGGUCGAAGGUCUUGCAAACUCUGCUUGGAUCACCAGCGUUCCCGUCUCGGAGUACGCCCUUUACACCUCGGAAGCCAAGAUUGCUGCCUCAAUCGCGCCUGCACUCUUCUCCCUUGGCUCUAUUGAGGUGUCAAUUCUGAAGUCCGAAGCUUUAGCAGAGUCGGCUGCUCUUUCAGCACAGUCGGCUUCACUGUCAGCACUUUCAGUACUCGAAGCAUCGCUUGCUAGCAAGCAAUUCACCUCAAUCACAACGACUAUCGGAACUGCAACAGCUAUUAUCACCAAGCCACUUCUCGUUCCACUUGACAUCCACCAGAAGAGCAAGCUUACAACAGGUCAAAAAAUUGGCCUUGGGCUCGGAAUUCCGGCAUUCCUUAUCGUGGUUGUCGCCAUCACCUUCCUGCUCAUCCAUGUCCGCCGCAAUCGCCACCGCUCUCAGCAACCCGGUUUCGUCGAACAAUUUCCCAUGUCUGAAUCCACGAGACCAAAUCUCGCACCCCGAGACGAACCUAGUGGGAGUAUACUCCGUGGUCGCUGUGGUUCCCCAUCUAACAACGCUCCUAUUGCCAUUGAUGACGACGACGAAUUCCCCCAUAGCGUAACCUCUGCCCGCCCCCGCCGGCAACGUCCUCGGAGCUACGACUCAGGAAUAGUCGUCAAUAAUACUAUCCAGCACGGGCAAUCUCAACAUCGUCGACCUCAGUCCGACAGCGGCACCCCGUCUAACUGCCACCGCUCGCCCACUCAACGUGCGCUCGAUCUGUUCGGCAUGGCAUACGGACUUGACCCAACCAAUGACCGCUCUAUUGACAUGAUCCCUACCACGCAUGGACUCGGAUCGGACCCAGUUGAAACUAAUGCUAGAGACUUCAAUAACUAUGACAACCCAGUCGAGAUGCCUGCUACCCCUGUUCCUGAACAGCAAGAAAUUCGAGAGGAGCUUUCUGGCCAAAGCACCAAGGAGUCAGGUGAAUUCACAACAGAGGGCAGCGAGGGUGGAACAGCAUUGUCUGAGGAGACAGUGAUGUCCAAGGAGGCAUCGUUGUCUGAGGAGAUACCAUUGUCUGAGGUUCAUGAGGUCAAGCACGAAGAUCUCUAUGACGCAUGA